Lingula anatina is the source of this 6849-nucleotide messenger RNA. RefSeq lists its product as uncharacterized. Gene Ontology annotation, molecular function: protein binding. NCBI's taxonomy places the organism in Eukaryota, Metazoa, Brachiopoda, Lingulata, Lingulida, Lingulidae. The record is from RefSeq and is a predicted model, not a curated record.
AGUUAAGAACCAUAUCGUACUCUGCAGGGUUGAAGAAAUGGUGGACUUCUCUGGAAAAUGCCACCAUUGAUGACUUUUGUGUAUAUACGUAUGCCCAUAGUGCCAGAAGGAAGCAAUGUCUAGAUUACCACGAAACUGAUACUGAUACUGUCUCAUGAAAUAUAAAUCAGACGUGACUCAAGAACUGAUGGUACAGGUGUGUCAUGUUACAAUCACUCACAUAUCAAGGUGAGAGGAAGCAGAUAGAGGAAGCACUCAAAGGAGACACAAAGCUGAAAGUAACAAAAUUUUGUGUUCUGUCAAUAUGGAUUGAUACUUUGAAGGAAGAAAAUGCGAAUAGUCGCAUUUGGGGCUUUUAGGAGUGGGGCACUGACAGCAAUGUGACAGCACUAACACUGUCGGUCAUCAGGUGUUUUCUGCUCUUUCAUUAUCCUUAUGACCACUGCUGCAAUGAGCUAUGUAAAAUAUUGCAUGUAGGGCGUGGUGUUUCAGAAAGAUCGUGUGUUCUGAAUGGACAAUAAUAUUUAUGAACACGCAUGGAAGGUACACUGUACCAAGAAAGAGAAACCCUGGUGCACACAAAGAUAUAUAUACUGGAGGCCUCAUACUCAAUUAUAUCAGCUAAAAUUUAAGGAUCAGAUUAACUGUACCUUUUGUGCUUAUGAAAAAGAAACAAAAGUUUCAGCAUUUAGCAACUAAACACUCUGACUUAUUUACAUUGACAAAAAAAAAGUUGCCUGCAUUUAGGCAACAAGAGAAUAUGUUGGCUGCACUUAGAUGGCAAAGAAACGCAUAGACAGUAUAGAUCGUGCUGGCAGCAUUGAGAGAAUAAUCAAAUUGGUUGACUAAAAGUAGCAAAGUAACACUUCAACUGAAUGAGGACAGCUGUGAAACAUAUUGACUCCGUUUUAGACACUGAGAAAAACAAGUUGUUUGCGACCAGCCACCAGAGAAAGAGGCUUUCUGCAGUUGUUCUGGCUGUCACGGCAAGUGAUGAUUCAUACAGUAACAGUGAAACUGCUGUAAUUAUUUUGUGGCUUUAAUAUGGUCUUUUUGCAAUGUAUUGACUAGGUUGGAAAGAACCAAAGCAGUGUAUGAAAUACGAGGUUAGAGGUUAUCCAGAGAUGCCUUGUUAUCUUGUUGAUGAAAAGAGACAAGACAAAACUAUAGAUUGGUGCAUUUACAGUGUUAAAUAGAGAUGGUAUUCGUAUCAAUGUGAUUUUCUCAAAUAAUUUUUGUCUACAAAUUAGUCUUGCAGAAAAGCUAAGUAUAUCAGACAAUCAUAUUUUUGUACAUUUUUAAGACAGUUUACCUAAGCAUUCCAUUUUGUAUUCACCAUUCCAUAUUUGAUAAGUUUUCCACAUUAUAUAACAGUGUCUUCAGCGUUUAUAUAUAUAUUUGUAUGCUCCCAUUACUUAGCAAUGAUUCUUUAUAGGAAGAUGAUAGCUUUAACAUUCCAAACCAUGAGUUUGUACUGGUUAACUUGGUUAAGUAUUGUGUUUAUAACAACACCAUUCACUGCUGUUGGAGGCAGUAACUUCACCUCAACUGAGAACACUAACUUAACUGUAACUUCGUUGGCUUCACCAUCAGUUAAUGAGUCUUAUUCUUCUUCGCUGACAACUGCGCCUCUGGAAAGUGUGACUAACACUACCAUGGCAACAACAAGUACUGAUAACAGUAAACAGACCAGUCAACAAAUGCCAACAACAACAACAACAACAAUGGCUAACAGUACUGCCACAACUGCUUCAACUCCGAGUGAGAAUGCUGUGAAUCAGACUGUAACCAUGGCAACAGAGUUGUCAACAACAACUACAGGAAAGACAGCUGUCACCACCACCUCGUCUACCAUACCUAUCACAAGGGAAGCUGCAGGCAUCAGCACAACUCAAGGAAACGUGGCAGUAGUGACCGUGAAUAAUUUGACAGCAACAACUAAUUCCACAGACACUUCUUUAUUAAGUACAACUGUUUCAUAUUCCAUAACAACAGCAACUACAAAAACAACUGUGUUGUCACCAAAAAGUUCAACAGUAACAUUGCCUACAGAAACUUCUACUUUAAAUACAACAACAACAAUAACAACAACAACUUUGCCACCAACUUCAUCUUCAGGUGCGACAACAACAGCAAUACCUAUAACUGUGCCUGUGACACCCACAGAUAUUACAACCCCAACAACUAAUAUAACUACAGGUACUCCUACCAGUACCUCUUCUUCACCUACAACAUCUUCAUCUUCAUCUUCAAGUUCUACAGUAAUGACAACAUUGUCAUUAACAACAAUUUCAGAUACAAAUAUUACUAGGCCUUCAACAACAGUGACAUCACCUAUAACUACAAUAACAACAACAGCACCUACAACUAUGACAGCAACAACAGCACCACCUAUUACUACAACAGCAACAUUACCUACAACUAUGACACUAACAACAACAACAUUACCUACAACUAUGACUAGUUCAUCCACAACAACAACAUCAUCAUCAACUUCCUCUACAACGACAGUAUCAUCAACAACCAGUACACCAGGAUCAACAACCAGUACCCCAGGGUCAACAGCCAGUACCCAGGGGUCAUCUACCCAGUCUUCCAGUACUCCAAUACUCACCACCAGUCUCCCAGUUAGUAGCACAGAGAGUAAUGCCACCAUAGUCAAAGCACAGACAGGCUUGUCCCCAGAGAUGACAGCAGUUGUGAUAUCAGUCCCUGUGGUGGUAGUAUUGAUAGGAGUGGUAACGGCAGGUGUCCUGUACAUAAUUUGCUGUAGGAGGCGGAGAUAUCGAGAUCCAAUACAUAAACCUGGCAGACAUUUUGGGAGAGAAUUAUCUAAAGAAGUCAUUUCCAGCCCCUUGGAUGCAGAAGAAGGAACUUCUGAAGUAGUCAAUCAAUAUGAAGUGGUUUACCCGUAUAAAUCCCAGGCAGAGGAUCAGAUCUCCCUGUGUUCAGGAGACCUUAUUGAUGUGCUGGAACGGGAUGACAGUGGCUGGUGGCUGGGGAAACUGGGAAACAAGAAGGGAUGGUUUCCUGGCAAUUAUGUGGAAGUGGUGAAAGGAAACAGAGGUAAAAGAAGGCGUUUGUUAUGGAUUUUCAUCUUAUUUAACUAUUGUUUUAUUUUCUAUUCUAUAACCACAGGCAUUUCUAACUAUGGUUAUACUGAGAAUACAGCAGAAACCUUUGGGAAGAAGAAAACCAAACAGGAGACAGAACAACCACAUAAUGAGUAUGUUAAUGAUAACACCAUAUUCCUAGAGAGGGAAAAGUAUUACAAAGUCCUCCACCCGUACCAUGCGGCAGAGUUUGGAGAGCUGGAGCUGUCAGAAGGGGAUGUGAUAGUGGUGAAGGCAGUAGAUCACCAGCAGGACUGGAUGUGGGGGACACUGGACGUCUCUGGAGAGGAGGGCUGGUUCCCGUCCAGUUACGUCCAAGAGGUUGGAGGGGAUGACCAGUCUGUUGAGGCGGAGGUUAUGGAACCUCUGUAUUCCAAAGCAUAUGAACAUCUAAAGAGGAAUCAACAACGUGAUCAUGGUGCAGAGGACAUCAUUGGGAUUGAGCAUCAGGCCCUGUAUGCAUACCACUCUGAGCUGCCAGGUGACCUCAGCUUUAACACAGGUGACCUUAUUGUUGUCACGGAGAUCAUGGAAAAUGGAUGGUGGUUUGGUCUCCAUGGCAAAAAGCAGGGCUGGUUUCCAGGUUCCUACCUAGAGAUCAUUGACCAAGACCAGGAUGUUCCUAAAAGCACUGAUUACCAGUAUGUCCAACUCAGUGUUGGCAGAGGAGACAUUGACCAGACAACUGACCAAAUCAAUGACCAAAGGGUUUCUGCUGCAUCAUACAUCGAAUUUAUAUCAUCUGAUUUUCCACCACCACCUACCUUGGCUUCAGAUACAACAACAUCAUCAGGUGUGGCAGGAAGUGUUACCCUAGCACCCAUUGUAGAAUUAUCAAAGAGCAGUACGCUAAAGAGGAAGCCUAAACGGCCAGCACCACCUGCUCCAAAAGCUGCAAAGAAGUCUUCUCCAAAGUCACCUGACGCAAAUGUAGAGUUAAAAACAUUUUCCCCAAGCAAUGCAGUGGUUAAGAAAAAACCCAAUGUGCCGAAAAUUGAUUUCCCCAAAAAACCUGACCAGUCGAUAGAAAUGGCAGAUUUGCCAAGCCCAGAGAGUGCUACCAGCAAGAAGAGUUUUGAGAUAUCAGGCCCACAGUUGAUAAGCAGCACAGCAGACCUAGAGGCUCAUAGAAUUAAAACUAUAAUAAGGAAGAGACAAGAGAAGCCUGCUGUCCCCACAAGAUGGGUGAUACCUCGUCUUGUGAAAAUUCCCACAAAGAGGGUACGGAAGGAUGCAACUGAAGUGUCCAGACCAGUUCACCGCGCUCCACCACCUAGACCGCAACCCCCUGAUCCAGAGAAAAUAAAACAAACUGUUACAGGACAAACAUUACAUCUCCCUCAAACAACUGAUAUAGGGGGGUUUGACAAUAAGCAUGAACCAAAAACCCAGCAAGUGGAGACGAAACAAGACAGUACAGAACAUCCCCCUGUCUUAUUGGGAAUUGAUUCAGGUAGUAAACCAGGAGUUGGCAUAGGCAGCAAACCAGAUCUUCCAAAGAAACCAAUAGCUGCCAUUAAGCCUGUACGCAAGAACAACGAUGGAGAAUCUCACAUGUCAGAAUUAGAGUCUAUCCUAGCUAGAAGGAAGAGACCAGAGGCGAGUUCAGUCCCUCAGGAUGCUGCUGCAGCUUCUCCCGUAGUUGCUUCUGUUGAAGGUAACAGCUCUAAGCCUGCAGUUCCUAAACUUAAGCCAUCUCUGCCUGUUAAACCUAAUUUAAAACUGAGAUCCACAUCAGACAAAGUUGAUGGUAGAGAUUCUGAGGAUGGGGAGCAAGCUUCCAAUGGUGCACCAUUAAAUCAGACACCAGAAAGAACCGUACCUCAGCCGAAACCACGGUCAAAAAUAGGUCAAGGUCAAGGCCAGGAGAGUGGAACACCUUUUAAACCAAAACCAAGAACCACUGUGGGACAAGGUCAUGUUACAAUCCCUAAACUCAGCAAAAGAAGCCAAUCUGAAAGUGACACGUUAUCGGGUUACAGCACCACCCCAGAUAGAGGUGACAAAAAGGCAGGGCAGAGACCCCCGCGACCUGGACAGAGACCAAGGACCCGGUCAGUAGAUGGCGCCAUCGAUGUCCCCAGUAAGGUGGAGUCGGCGGUUUUUCCUCCCCUGCAGGUGGGCGCCAGUGCUAUCAGACAGAGGCCCAAUAGGCCCCCACCCCCACGCCUGACUAAGAUAUGGAAUAAAGAAGAGAGUGAAGAUUGAAUGAUUGCCCCACCAGGACACUCUGUAUGUGGAAAUUCCGGAAGUUUUGUUGUUCCAAGUCAUUGAACAUUAUUAAAGGUUGAAGCACUGGCCCAGAUAAGUGGCUAUUGCAUGCAGAUAGUAGUAUAGCACAUGCUAUAGUUAUAAUGCUAACAGGAGAGUUAUGUUUUAUGAUUGUGAUUGUGCAAACAUAUGUCUUAAGCACACGACAAAAUUGUCAGAUGUUUUGUAACAAAUUAAUUACACCUUUUAAAGUCAUGGCCUUGGAAGCAAAAAAUGUCAUUAAAGAGAUUUCCAUUCCAUUUUUUAUCUCAACCCGUAAUUGUUAAUUCACCUUUUUCAGUCACCCUAAUCAUUGUAUCCAAAAGCAUUUUCUUUUCACAUUUGUGAUCCCAAUAAUAAUUCAUUGCCAUCUGUUGCUGUUACUGUACAUGCUUCCAUGUGUGAGUUUAGAUUUUUAGGGAGUUUUUUUACAACAAAUAGAAUCUUAUAUUUUAAGCAUUACUUAUAUAAGUCAUACAGUGAAUAUCAAGUACCAGAAAGUUGCUUCAUUUUGAAAUAAUCAAAACACAAACAACUCUUCCUCUUUUGCCUUUAGCUUUAAAGCAGUUAUAAUUUAUUUUUUAUAAUUUUCGAAGGGGGUAUCAGGAGAGGCAAGUUGGAAAUUGUUAACUUCAUAUAAAGGUUUGAAUAUAACUGUUGUAUAAAAUAUACAAAACUUACAAAUGUUGUGCCUUUAUAUAUUGAUAUGAUUUAUGUAUAACCAAGAGACUUUAUAUUAUUGAUCAUAGUAAUGGAAUGCACAGAGAUGUACCUUUAAGUGCAAUUGUUAUCAUGGGUAAAAUGGAAAGUUUAUUUAGAGCUUUGUUUUAUAUGUCAGGUGAUCAUGGACUUGGCUGACAAAUACUUACAUUAUAUUGAUAUCAAUUUAUUUUCUGCUAAUUGAUAAUUGUUAUGCAUAUUAGAUAAGUGAUAUAAAUAAUACAUUAGGUUUUGAAUAUUUUUUGCUAUUUGUAAAAAGUUUACUUUGUUAAUGAUAUUUUUCAAGAAAUGUAAGUGUAUGAUGAAGUAUGGGGUCAUAAUAUUUUUAGUUAUUGUUUGCUGCGCAGCAUGAUAACCUGCAUAGGCAACCAACACUGAAAGGGAAUGAAAAAGACAAUCAAACGAUUACAUGCUGUGGAACAGUAUAGCAUUUGAAAAUUUCAGACUUCCUAAACCUAGAAAAUAGCUACAGGUUGGCUGAAAAAUGACCUUAAAGAAAAAUGGAUAAGUGUGUGAAGCAAGACAUGCUGUUUAUGUCACCAGUGUAGUCUCUUGAUGGAAGCUGCGCAAAGUUGACAUUUUGAUGGAUGAGACAUGAGUUUUUAUUAUUUAGGAGUACGGUGCACCUGUGCAAUAUUUUGUAUACUUUGUAUAUGUUUAUAUUCAUUUUUUUAUUGGUUGUGAGAUAUAGUUAACUUUAUCAUUUUGUAUUAAAUGUAUUCUUCACAAUUCGCACAAAAGUUUGCAUAAACUUUCUCGAACUUUA